This is a messenger RNA of Candidula unifasciata, 1814 nucleotides long. The record is from the annotation of a GenBank genome assembly. NCBI's taxonomy places the organism in Eukaryota, Metazoa, Mollusca, Gastropoda, Stylommatophora, Geomitridae.
UGUGGUUAUAUUCAGCGUAUAGCGUGUGUGGUUAUAUUCAGCGUUUUGUGUGUGUGGUUAUAUUCAGCGUUUUGUGUGUGUGUGGUUCUUUUCAACGUUUUGUGCGUGUGUGUGUGUGGUUAUUUUCAGCGUUUUUUUUGACAAUACAAUCACCACACGAUCGCCAGACCUGUGGUCAGUCUUUGCGCCAGUGGAUGGUUGGUAGGAAAACAACAGUUUCUACGUCGACAUAUCAAGGCGAGAUUGAUGCCUCAAAGCAAAACAUGACCGACAAGAAGAGGGUUGGUAGGAAAACAACAGUUUCUGCGUUGAAAUAUCACAGCAAGACUGAUGCCCCAAAGCCAAGCAUAGCCGAACAGAAAAGGGUUGGUAGUAAGCCAGCAAUUUCUGCAUCAACAUAUCACAGUGAGAUUGACGCCUUAAAGUCAAACAUUACCGACCAGAAAAAGGUUUUUGACAAUCCAGUUUCUGUAUCCACAUACCACAGUGAGAUUGAUGCCCCCAAACCAAAACCGAAGCAGGCGGGCAGUCAAGAGGCACCAGCUAAUGCCACAGUUGGUCUCUUGACAAAGCAUCCGGCAGGUAGAAUCCUGAUCCUGAAAGUCUUGCUUGCUGUAGGCGGCUGGAAAAUCGGAUCCAAACCUUUUCUCCCCGUAAUCAAAAGUGAGGAAGUUUGGAAGAAAUGGGUGGUCAAUGUCAUUGACUAUUUGAGAAAGUAUAACUUUGAUGGAUUUGAUAUGGAUUGGGAAUUUCCCGCCUGGAGGGGCAGCGGGCCAGAAGACAGACACAAAUUUACGUUGUUCAUGAAGGAUCUGUACCACGGAUUUGCAGAGGAAGCCAGGGCAUCGGGCAAGGAGCGUCUUUUAUUGACUCUCGCCACUGCAUCCAGCGCUUUUUAUGCCGAGAAAUCAUACGAGCAGUCAGAAAUUCACAAGUACAUCGACUAUAUGCUGUUAAUGACAUACAACUACCACGGCUCUGGCUGGGAGAAGCAAACCGGUCACCACAGCCCUCUUCUGCCACACCCUCUUGACCCGGAAGGAGAACAAAGUGAACUUUAUGCUCUGUGGUCUGUGAAAUAUUGGUUAAACUUUGGAGUGCCCAAGGAAAAGAUUAUUCUCGGACUAGCUACCUACGGUCUCGGCUGGAAACUCGUUGACGGUUCUCAGACUGGAGUGAGGGCGCCUGCUGAUGGUGGAAACACCAAAGGAAAAUACACAGAAGAGUCUGGGAUACUGUCUCACUACGAGAUCUGCGAGAAAGUUAUCAACGAGGGUUGGGAAGUUAAAUGGAUAGAUGAACAAAAAGUGCCAUAUGCUUACGGCGGUGGUGAAUGGGUGGGGUUUGAUUCUCCGGACAGCUUUUAUCUUAAGGCUGCGACUAUUAUCAGAGAAGGUCUCGGAGGAGCAUUCGUUUGGUCUGUGGAAAUGGAUGACUUCAAUGGACAUUGUGGGGGUCCCAAAUAUCCGCUCCUGAGAACGAUUUAUGAGGUGUUCACUCAGUCUUCUCACGUGGCAAGGCUACUGUCUCAGAGCGAGCUGAAAUCUGCACCCGCUUCCGGCCGUCAGAACAUUCAAAAAGCCGAGUCACCCAAACAAAGCUCAUCGGCAGCAGCCAAGACUGAUAUCGUUGACUGCGAGAGCCUGGGUCUAGGGAUCCAUGCAGACCCAUCCUCCUGCCAGCACUUUAUUCUGUGUAUGCCAGUCAACCAGCACCACUUGGGGUCCACUCGCAUGGUUUGUCCAGAAGGGACCCUGUAUGAUGCACAGUUGAAAAUCUGCAACCAUAAAUACAACGUUGUGUGUGAACACUGA